Messenger RNA from Aspergillus campestris IBT 28561, 2179 nucleotides. Its product is annotated as DUF3292 domain-containing protein. Lineage: Eukaryota; Fungi; Ascomycota; Eurotiomycetes; Eurotiales; Aspergillaceae. The coding region runs from base 83 to 2056 and encodes 657 amino acids. The transcript has 5 exons. The record is from RefSeq and is a predicted model, not a curated record.
UAUAAUACUGGCUUUUCCUUGGAAUCAUUCUUCCUUUGCAAAUCAUACUACUGGGUCCUGCCAACAGCAGUCAGAUAAUAUUAUGGCCGCGGUAGUAAGCCAGCCCACCGGCCCAACCGACAGCCACAUCCUAUCCCAAGUCGAACAAGACGAAAAGGGCCUCGCGCAAAAGCCACACGUAGGCCCUAUCGAUAACACAUCUGACAUUGGCUGGGGGGCAUCUCCUCUUGAAUUCGAAAAGCGAAUCGUGUCUGGCCUGUCAAAUGAAGAUCUCUGGAUGCUUAUCAGACGGUUCAAUAAGCAAAUAUACUGCGUCAAAAGCGUGCCCGAGUCACUUGCGCAGAGCCUGGACCUCAAUCGUGCGGCCGAUGAGGAUUUCUCGCCUGAUAAGUUGCGCGCUACUAUAGAGCGGUUCUACACUGUUGUUGUUGUGGAGCUUGCUGGGUUUGUCAAGCAUGUUGCUAGAUUACGAUCGUGGAGGGAGCCACGUCGGACGUCGGUGUUUUGCAUUGUCUACUUCGUCGCAUGGUUUCUGGACCUGCUCGCACCCACUCUAAUCAGCGUUCUCCUUGCCCUAGUUAUAUACCCACCAUCCAGAUCAAUCCUCUUCCCACAUGCCCCAAUUCCCCUUGUCGACAAAGACACAGGCGGGGUACAAAAACCAACAGCCGGUGUCCUAGGCUCACACUCUAGCAUCACCGGCGCCCCCGAGAACUUCAAAGGCGAAGCAGCCGAGAAAGAAGCCAGCAACCUGAUGAGCAGCAUGGCGAGCAUGGCAGCCGGAAGCGUCACAGGGAAACACGACCAAGGCACACCUGACGACGCGCCCAUGGAGAAAUCCGCUCCAGAUGCGAUGGACGUGGUUUCGGACGCGGCGGAUGCGCAGGCUUCUGUGCAUGGGGAGGUCCCUGAGAAGUCCCAUGAUAAGACGAGACAGCCUAUGAAGGAGGUUGUGCUUGCUACGGCUAUUCAGUUGAUGCGUGGUGUGAAUGAUACUGUUGAUACGUAUGAGCGGUUUGCUAAUGCGCUUUCGCCAACGCCGCCCUUUUCUUCGUUCACGCCGUACUUUCGCUUCUCGUGCGUCUUGGCUGUUUCUUUUGCAGUGUCGCUUGUGACUUCCAGCCACUUGUUCGUCAAGAUUACUACCCUGGUGACUGGGUUCAGUUUCUUCGGCGAUCCGAUCAUCCAGCGCGGAAUGGAAUACUUGGACGACAAAUAUCCACUCUGGCGAAAGAGCCUCUCACUAGAAAACUCCCUCCUAAAAGGCAUCCCCACAAACGCCCAACUAACCCUAACCCUCCUCCGCAGCGGCGAAGCAAACGGCUCCCCCAUCCCCCCACCCCCCGGAGACAACCAUAAGGACGCACCCCCACCAUCAGAGCCCACCCCAAUCAACACCAACAAUCUCCAACUCGGAGCCUCCAACGAAGAAAUCCACGACGCCGCAUCUCCCGCACCGCCCGGCUCCACCCCCCACGAAGAGCCCGCCACCGACGCGCCCAAACCCAAACAUAACUUCAUGUCCGGUCUAGUCAACUUCUUCCGCGGCACCACAUCCACAGGCCUCCAAAGCAAGCUAGCAGUGGACCGCGCCCGAGCAGCAGCCGGGUCCCGGCACGCCAAGAGCCGCGUGGGCGUCCUCCGACGCAAAGGCCAGACCGUCGUCCCGCGGGGCCCCGUGCAUUUCGACGCGCGGUACCACGGUAAACGCGGCGCGGUGAUGCUCGACGCGAUGCAGGAUCCGCCGGUUGUUUACUUUACGACGGAUCCGGCGUCGAUGGCGGAGGACCAGAGCGUGCGGGACAAGAAGGGGAAUAAGUCUGUGUUGUUUGCGUUUCCGGUUACGGAUAUUGUGGAGUUGAGGAAGAUGGGGGGGCUGGGGUGGAAGGGGAAGUUGGCGGCUGGGUGGGCGGUUGGUGGGAAGGAGGUGGUGGAUGGGCUGGUUAUUGUUGGGAAGGGGCCGCAGGAGAGGUAUCAGUUGACGGCUAUGAAGACGAGGAAUGAUUUGUUUAAUCGGUUGGUGGCGAUUGAUGGGCAGGUUUGGGAGAGUUAUUGAUUGUGAGAACUGUGCUGAGAUGUUCAAGUUUGGAGAUGAUGCGGUAUUUGUUCUAGACAUGGCUGUGGGCUUCGUUUGGUCAAGUGGGCUCGUUAGAAUUAGUAUUACUAUAUUGGCCUCUGU